This is a messenger RNA of Coregonus sp. 'balchen', 37579 nucleotides long. The record is from the annotation of a GenBank genome assembly. NCBI's taxonomy places the organism in Eukaryota, Metazoa, Chordata, Actinopteri, Salmoniformes, Salmonidae.
AUGGAAGGACACCACCCCGAGCAUCUCCAGGAUUGUGUGUGGACCAUCCGUUUGCCUGAACACCUUGAAUGGAGUAUCUGAGUUAAAGGGAGCUGCCUGCCGUUUACUCGAAGAGUGAGUGACAGACAGACUGUGUGCCUGAAGAGCUGCGAUCUCAAAGCUUUCAUGCCGGCUGCAUAGGAGUUUAACCUGGAGACUUGCCGCGGGUCUUAAAAGCCGGAUGAAGUAGCGGACUCUGGAUACUUGCUAGAUUUGUUCCUACUCUGAAGUGUACUGGCUGUGGACGGACUGGAGUGUGUGUGCUGAGAGGACUAAAGUGUGUGUGUAUGUGCUGUGUGGAAUGACAGGAUCAGAACUCUGGGUACUCUGACAGGACAGGGUCAGGGGUUGUAGUAGAGUUGAUAUAGGUUAACAAACCAUAUUGGUUGUAAUAUAGAUUGUUUUGUAUUAGUCAGUUGUAGGAUUUGAUAUCUCUGUAUUGAUGAGUUAUAUCUACUGUAUCUAUUAUGUCAUUUAGGCACAGAAAAACAUUGAUUCUCAAGAUUGGCCUGGGAGCAGAGUGCCCUAUUUAAAUAGUUAAAUGAUUUGCAGUUAUUUUGAAGGAUACUAGACCAACUGUUUGAGUGGUGAUGGCAGAUGGCUGCACAGGGGGACAGAUUAUGUUUUAAUAUUCAGCUUUGACUUAAAUGAGUGAUGUUGAUCCCAAGUCAUGCAAGUUGGUGACCAUGUAUAGCCUAAAUCAUUAGGAUUAACUCAAAGGUGCAUGCUUUGAGUUAGCUUUGAUCAGAAUUAGUUAGUUCAUGUAUUAGAUUAAAUUGUUUACAGGUCCAGAGUGAAAGCACCAUCUCAGCAGUUACCCAUCCCACUCUAGUGUUUUCUGUUUCAGGAGCCACAUGUAGACAUUGAGUUAAUUCUAAGCAUAGCUAGUAACCUUGAUUGAUUCAUCAUAGCCAACUAAAGCUAAUUACUGUCACUCUGUUUUCAAUUAUCACCUCUGUCUGUCGGUCCUCUCUGCCACGCUGGGUUUCCUGAUUCACGCGUGAUCCAGGUGGGAGAUUCCUGCCUGGUAUGUGUGUGUGUGAGAGCGUGUGUGUGAGUGUGAUCUACUGACCGUGUGGAGGAGUGGGGAGAAACUGGGAUGGGCCAUGGAUGAACUGUAUUAAUCAUUCGGCUCCUGCUGCUCCGUGUGAGUUCUAAAGAACUAUUCACUGGGCCGAAACGAAUCACCUCCCCGGGAGAGAAACCCCCCAACUGCUGUGAUACGCUUCUCUCUAGUUUCAGAGAUCCUCUCGCUCAUUAACAACUGGAGCAAAUUAGCGGGAAGAGGAAUCUGCAUGCUUGCAACUUUAGACAGAAUAGCCUGUUUCAAGGGAACUCAUCUUGUGUAAAUGUAUUUGAGUAUAUGCACCAUUUUGUCUAUGGUUGUCGUCUAAGCAGGACAAUGUUACAUGUGUGGCUGUUCUCGACUCUGUUGAAUGUAUAUCUGUUUUUGAGUGGUUUUGAGCUGGUAACCAGAGCAGAGUGGACACAGCACUCUAGCUGUUAACUAGGAGAGACAACCACAAGACCCUCGACCCCCUAAACCCCUGAGACCCAGUGGUCUUUAACUCGAUCCCAGGUGAAAGUGGUUUGGCCCCCGCUGUUGUGCGGGAGCUGCCGCCUGCCCACUGUGGUGCCACCGUCACGCUGUCUUCCCUGCCCUCGUGGUGCUGGUGCGCUCGGCUCUGCUGGCCCAGGAUGAUGUGGCAGUGCCAUGUGUCGUCGUUGGAGUGCCGCUGCUACCGGCUCAAAGGUUUCUCCCUGCUCAAGCACUUCCCUCUAUCUACAGGUGGGGCGGCUGGGCGGCUGCUGGACCAGCCAGUGGGAGACUGGCUGGAGCACGUGGGGCUGCCGCAGUACGAGAGCAAGCUGCUGCUCAAUGGCUUUGAUGACCUGCACUACAUGGUGAGUCAAUCUCACACACACACUCCUCCUUCCCCGCUCUCUCUUGCUCUCUCCUUAUCCUCUUAUAUUUGACCUACCUCUCACUCCUUUGGGGCUAAUCUGGGGCUGUCUCACCCCCUCCUUCCUAUCUCACUGUCUCUUUCUCUCAUCUUCUGGAACAAUGUCUAUUUUUUAGUUUUUUGUUCUGCCUGCCUACCUCCUUUCAAAGUCAGUCAGACCUCCUCAGAGUCAGUCUCCUCCUCCUCCUUCAGUUGGUAUUAAUCAAGUAUCGAUGCAGCCGUCCAUUAACCUUAACAGAUCCCAUUAGCAUUCCCUGUAAAUUCCAAUUUACUUAAACCCCCCUGAGAUCCCUGCCUCCCCCUUUCAUUCAAUCACACGUUCCUGAUUCUCCUCUGUGCAAUAAGACCCAGGUCCUCAAGCGUUCCUGUCCUUCCUUGUGUGAUGUCUUUGUCAGAGAUCUCAUUCACGUCAGGAACAUUUUGAAGAAUUGCAGUUUCUUCAUUCACACAGGUUAAAGCCUACAUUGCAUGAUUGAUGGCAUCAUUGCGUUGCAUGAUGAAGCUUUUUCUUGAAAAUAAUUGAAAAGGGUGUUUAUGAAUGUAAUGUCACCAAACAUUCCAUGCUAUUUUCCUAAUUGGAUAAUUGAAUACAGUUCAUCAAAUUACCUGCUCAGAUUACAUGUGCUGUACAGUGUUGAGGCAUGCGUCAUCUCAUUAGAAAGGUCAACUUUUAGCCCUUCUGACAGGACUGUAACAGUUGGUUGGUUUGAUGCCUGGAAGUUGAUUAGACUUAUUGGGUCUCCGCCACUCAGUGGCUGUCUGAUUAGAUGAUGUUCACAUGGUUGGUGACAUUGGCAUCGAAUCACCAUAAUGUGAUGUUCCUGUUUACUAAAUAACUCUGUAAACGCAAUUAAUGAAAGCAUUUAAAGAUGAAAAUACCAGUGAACCCCCUAGGCUCCCUCUCUCACUCUCUCUCACUCUUUCUAACACACACACACACACACUGACAGUCAAUCACAACUGCUGUGAAUAAAUUACUGUUAAAUAUUUCCAAGGACACUGCCAUGAUUAAAAAAGAGCUGCAGCCAAGAACACACAACAGCACUGCAGAUAGAGCAGUCAGGGUUAGGGUUGCAAAGGGAGGGUAUAUGACUGGAAACUUUCUAAGUUUACCAAUAAACUACCAGAAUUUAUGUAUCUUUCAAGGAUUUUAUGUAAUCUAUCACAAGACAUCUAAUGGCCCUUUUGGGUACUUCAGAUGAUCACAGGUAUCUGUAAUUAUCUCUAGCCCACCGUGUGGCCUUAUCACAAGUAAAAUAUUUGAAAUAAUUAAAUAACAUGAUUUUUAAAUAAAUCAUAAAAUGACAAAGCUGUAAAACAUUAUCCUAAAUAUAAACCAUUAACUCAGUGAAUACCGUUGGUGUUUAAUAUGAGGGUUUCAGCAUGAAAUAUCCAUUAUAUUUUUUAUACACUUUUAUUCAUUUCACAAUAUCAGUAUGUAUUUGUUGUCAAUGUUUUGGCGUCAAAUUGGUGGCAGUUGUGAAAUAAGUCAAUAGUUGGGCGAGUUGCAGAGGUAAUUGAAAAUAAUGCCAAUGAUUUUUUCAUGAAUUAGGCUAUGUUCUCUUGAACCAUAUGGUCUAUCUACUAGAAACUCAUGGACAAUAUGGACACAUAUAAACAAUGAAUACUAAUAUAUGAAUACAUUUUUUAAAAAGUUAUUCAAGUAUACAUUACCAAAGUUAUGAUAGAUUGACAUUGAAUUCCUGUUAAUUACAAAAAUUACUGAAAAUUCCUGUAGCUUUGGUAAAUUACCGGUAGCUUUGCAACCCGAGUCAGGGUUGAGCGAGGGGGACACAAGGAAAGGCUUAACACACGAGAGGUAUCUAGGCUCUGUACCAUACAGAACAGAAAGCUGCACAGUACGCACAAAACCUAUUCAGCCUAUUCACAAGUUUAAGUCCAACACAACCUGUGUUAUCACGCAGCUGUCAACAGUUAUGUGUUUGAUGCCAUUAUUGCUGUUGGGAGCCCCGUGGUGCACCACUCUCACCUUACAGCUGCUCAGACAACACUUCCACAGUCUCACAUUCUUUCCCUCACAAUCAGUUGGCUGCCUGAGUACCAGCUGCUGCCUCACCGUAAUAGAACUGUAUGUCAAUAACCGGUUGGCUGGUGUUGCCAGUCCGACAAGGGUUAUCCAGCCCCUGAUGUGCUGCGUUGUUGUUUUCCAGCCAUGUUGGUUUUUAGCAGCUUCAGUAAUGAGGAUUGAUGGAGAAGAGGAUGGAGGAUGGAGGUCCCAGCUGGCCAGGCAGAAGAGUGGGCCGUUGGGUCGGGAGCUGUAAUUUAGAGAGCCAUGUUGUGUCAGAGUGAAGAUGUCCCUCCUCACCUAGGCUUAACUCUCUAUCCUACGCACACACACACACACACACCUCCCCUGAAACAUUCACCUCUCAAAAGAGUUGGGGUGUGUGUGUUCUUCUGUCUGUGUGUGUGUGUGGUGUGUGGUGUGUGGUGAAUGUGUCCUUCCACACAAAUUAUGCAUCAUUUGAACACUCCGAGCGUUGGUAAAGGGAUGCUGUAGCAGCACUUUCUGUUUCCAAUGUAUUUCCUCUCUUCUCCAGACAGUGAAGGUGAGUGGGAAAUGUUGAUUGUCUGCUAUGGUUACAGUCAUUUACAUUAGGGGGCGGUCAUAAAUUAUAGCCUUCAGAGUGAGUCUCUGAGAACAGACUGCAUUCCCUUGUUCUCUCUCCUUUUAUUCCCUGAUUGUUUUUAUCCUCCCUCAGUGGUUUAGAUGUAGCUUAUACAACAGACACUAACUAGACUUUGUGUUUUAAUUAAUGCCGAUCUGAUGUAUUAUCCAGCUCUGCGGUGUACUUUGGAUAAAAGUCACCCUUGGCUUCACCACAACCUUGGAGGCAGCAGCCUGACCAGGAGCAGCUUGGCCUGGGUUUAUGAUCCUGAACUUCCCCUGGCCUUGUCUAUACUGGCACUUUGGUUUGAUGGCUGAAUGGACCAGCUGUGUCAGAGUGGAUACGCUACAUGAAAAUGCACCUUUAAUGAACUGCUACAUCAUGGGAGCAUACUCGGCAUAGGCCAGCGAAUUGCAGUGUGAUUUUAAAGGGCAGAGUCGUUUAAAUUGUCUCUCACCACCUGAUUGGUUUAAUUCUUUGGGUUUCUGCACAAUCCAGAUCUGCCCUUUAAAAUUCUAACGCACAGACAAGUUUGUUUAAAGUUUGUUUAGAGUGUCUAGAUUCUGGAGCUUGCGGGAAGGACAUGGGGUUGGGAAGGAGUGACCGGUUUUGGGAUAAGAUUAGAUAGAGAGAGAGGCUGACUAUCUCUCUCUUGCUCCCUCUCGCUCUCUCUCUCCCCCUCUCUCUGACAUCAAUACCUGUGUUAAAUUCUCUGAAGUGAAGCUCUAAUCUCAGUCUCCCUUCAUUCUCUCCCUCUUUCCCUCCUCUCCAAAGGAUGACACUGCCAAUUUCCUACCUUUUUACUGGGCUCAGAGACCACCUGCUUUGCUCCAUUCUGUAGGAGGGAUUUGGAUAAAAGCAGUAACUUCUUUGUAGCAUUUCUUCCUGUCUGAUAUUUCAAUAAAUGGUGACCUUUAAGAGUUCUCAAUUUGUGCCUGGAAAUAACUUAUCUCAUGUUCCCUAUUGUUACUUUCCAAGCCCCCCCCCUCCCCCCAAACCACCCGCAGGAAUCUGUACAGUCUUUCAAAUGUGUGUGGACUGGUUUGUAAUCAAUCAAGCAUUUCCAGCUUGAGACAAAUAGAAACAAGUGGAAUAUUUUGGCCCAGGGAUGUGACAGCAUUGGGCCUACAACAAGUGCCAUUUCAUGCAUGCUAAGCACCAUUGACUCUACAUCCCUCCCUAUGCACUAUAAAUAUCUGAUGUGCACAAAUCGUCAGGGAGGCAUGGAGAGGGUGUGUGUUUGCGUGUGUGUCCAAGCUCUUCUUAGUGUUUCUGUGUCUGUGAAACCAUGUGUGUAGAUCUGCUCUUGCCAACUGUACCGGGCCUAUAGUUUUUGUCUUAAUUUGGAAGGAAGAUGAUGGUCCUCGCCAAAAGUAAUUAAAACUGUACUUACCAGACAGAUGAACCCCUUUAUAUUAAUAUCUUGGGCCAUUACCAGUAGGUUUUGAAAGCUGCAUAAGCCCCUCAUAUACCCCUCUCAUUAAUAAACCUUCCCAGCACUGAGUCCCUCUGCCACAAGUCUGUCAGUGGGGUGCACAAACAGACACCACACAUACAAAUUUGUUUUAUUUUUUUAUUUUGAAGAUGCCUUAUAGAGUGAAGUGUAAUUAGGAACACCAUUCCAGCUGUCUGGAACUCUCAGCUUUUAGGUUCAACUGCUCAAAGUGUGUACUGUCAGAAAAUAUUUUAAUCAGUUUCCCCCCUCAUCUUCAAAUCAAAUUGACUGCACAAAAGUGCAUGUGAAAUUGAAUAAUGAUAGGUUGUUCUCAGAUGGCUAUCUGAAGAUUUUACCCCUGGUUAUGGGGGAGUCAGUGUUAUAGUGUCCUAAUGUAUGUUGUACCGAGCAGCCUUGAAGUUUCCUAAGUAAACUCAAUUUAUUCCAGCAGUCUGAGUACUGUGAUCUCUCCUUGACCCUCGAGCUGCUCCCAGCACAAUAUCAAUUCGAUAACAGUGAUUGUAUUGUGUUGUCGGAUACGAGCGAAUGAGAAGCCCUUUAAAAAAAUUAAUGAGAUGCGUUUCUAUAUUAGAUCAUUACUCCGUAUUCCUUUAGAAGCUCAAACAGGAAGUACCCGUGACUUGCUCCGUUGAGAAAUGAUCAUCAGAAUCAGAGAUUAUGCUUUGCUAGCGCUGAUAGGAAUAUGUUCAGAGACUCCGCCGAUAACAUCGACAAGCUAACCACCUCUGUCACCUUCGCAUGAACUGCCGACAUUAUUACACAUAUUAAUUGAUAAUGAUGGAAAUUAAGAUAUGCAAGAUAUUUGAAUAGAUAUAUAUAUUUUAAUAGCUAUAUAUAUAUUGAUGUGAGAGCAUUGGAAAUGCUUUUGGCGGUUGACCUGCUUCUGUUUUGUGGAUGGCACUGUUUUUGUUAUUGGUAAAUUUACAAACAUAUAUUGUGAUAAAUAGAUUUGAAACUUGUAUCUAAUUAUGGUAAGUGGUGAAAUAAGUAUAGCCAGUUAUAAUUGUAAUGGCUUAGCAGAUAAUAACAAAAGAAGAACAAUAUUUACAUGGCUCAAAGAGAAGGAAUAUAAUAUCUAUUGUUUACAGGAAACUCAUUCAACAAUUCUAGAUGAAGUUGUGUGGAAAAAGGACUGGUGGGGGGGGGGGGGGGGGGGGGGGGGUGAAAUAUACUUCUCCCAUGGGCAAAGAAACUCAAAAGGGGUGAUGAUAUUAAUUAACAGUAAUUUUGCUCAGAAUGUGCAAAUUGUCCAAACAGAUCCGCAAGGUAGAUGGAUGAUUUAAAAUAUGUUAUUGGACCAUAAACAGAUAUGGCUCAUUAACCUUUACGGACCAAAUAAUGAUGAUCCAUACUUCUUUGACAAUAUAUAUAAUAAAUUAUCAACCCUGCAAGCAAUACAAGACUCUAUUAUUAUGGUGGGAGAUUAUAAUACUGUUUUAAAUAGCUCAAUGGACCGUAAAAUAAAUCACACUACAAACUAUCACCCUCAUGCUCUUACGGAAAUGUCACGAUCGUUAUAAGUAACGGACCAAGGCGCAGCGUGAAAUGCGUACAUCUUUUAAUGAGUACUUUAAACACGAAUAACAAAACAACAAAACGAUACGUGAAGUCCUAAGGUUAACAAACACAAACCUCUCCGGAACAAGAUCCCACAAUUAACUAGUGCCAACAGGCUGCCUAAGUAUGGUUCCCAAUCAGAGACAACGAGAAUCAGCUGCCUCUGAUUGGGAACCACCCUGGCCAACAUAGAAAACACGAACUAGAACAAAAACAUAGAAACUACAACAUAGACACUACACACCCUGGCUCAACUUUUAAGAGUCCCCAGAGCCAGGGCGUGACAGGAAAUCAUGAAUGUCAUGGAUACAUUAGAACUAGUGGAUAUAUGGAGGCUUAAAUAUCCUGAUCUAUUGAGAUUUACAUGGCGGAGACUCAAUCAAGCUAGUCGUCUUGACUUCUUUCUUAUGUCAUUCUCGUUGGCACCAAAAGUUUAAAAAGUGUUGAUAGGGGACAGAAUGCGGUCGGACCAUCAUAUAAUUGGCAUAUACAUUACUCUUACUGAAUUUCCACGUGGGCGAGGAUAUUGGAAAUUUAAUCAAAGCCUAUUGGAUGAUAACUUGUUUUUAACUAGGACAAAGGAAUUUAUAACUUAUUUUUUCUGACAUAACAUAGGUACAGCAAAUCCCCUUAUUGUAUGGAACACUUUUAAAUGUGCCUUUUAGAGGCCAUGCAAUUCAGUACUCAUCUCGAUAACAAAAGCAAUUUAGGUCAAAAGAGUCCAUACUAACAAAGGAAAUAGAAGGUCUAACAGAACAGAUAGAUAGCAAUAAAAACUGUAACAUAGAGGCUCAGAAUAAAUUAGAGGAAAAACAAAAAGAAAUGGAGAAAAUUAUUCAAGAAAGAUCAAGUGUAAUAUAUUAUAAAAAUAAAGCAAACUGGAUGGAAUAUGGGGAAAAAUGCACCAAAUUAUUUUUUAAUCUUCAACAUAGAAAUGCUACCAAAUAUAAUUUACUGAAAAUGGUUACAAAUGAGGGAGUCACCCAUGAUUCACCAAAUUAUAUUUUGUUUUCUAUUGAUAAUGUAAAAUUAAAAGCCAUACAGAAAGACUCAUGUGAAGGUGAAAUUACAGAGGAGGAACUUCUGGAUGCAAUUAAAGACUUUAAGUCUGGGAAAACUCCAGGGUUGGAUGGCAUACCAGUCGAGGUAUACCAAACCUUUUUUGAUAUACUCAGAGGACCAUUAUUAGCAUGUUUUAACCACUCCUAUGUAAAUGGUAGAUUAUCAGACACUCAAGAAGAAGUUCUGAUUUCAUUAUUACUGAAAUAGGAUACAAGUGGAAAAUAUAAAGAUCCAGUCCAUUUAAAAAAUGUAAGGACCCUUACACUUCAGUGUUGUGGUGCAUUAAUUCUAGCAAAAUGUAUAGAAUUAAAAAGGUGUUGUCAGACAUUAUUCAUUCUAAUCAGACAGGUUUAUUACAUGGAAGAUACAUUGGAGAUAAUAUAAGGCAAGUACUGGAAACAAUAAAACACUAUGAAAAAUCUGGGAAACCAGGCCUGCUAUUCAUAGCAGACUUUGAAAAGGCAUUCAAUAAAGUACGACUGGAGUUUAUAUAUAAAUGCCUGGAGCAUUUCAAUUUUGGAGAAUCUCUUAUAAAAUGGGUUAAAAUCAUGUAUAGUAACCCUAGGUGUAAAAUAGUAAAUAAUGGCUAUUUCUCCAAAAGUUUUAAACUGUCAAGAGGAGUAAAACAAGGUUGUCACUAUCGGCAUAUCUAUUUAUUAUGGCCAUCGAGAUGUUAGCUAUUAAAAUCAGAUCCAACAAUAAUAUCAAGGGAUUAGAAAUCCAGGGCUUAAAAACAAAGGUGUCAUUGCACGCUGAUGAUUCAUGUUUUCUUUUAAAUCCACAACUUGAAUCCCUCCACAGCCUCAUAGAGGAUCUAGGUACAUUUUCUAACCUCUCUGGAUUACAACCAAAUUAUGAUAAAUGUACUAUUAUGUAUUGGAUCACUAAAAAAUACAAUUUUUACAUUACCAUGUAGUUUACCAAUAAAAUGGUCUAAUGGUGAUGUGGAUAUACUCGGAAUACAUAUCCCAAAUGAAAUAAAUGAUCUCACUCCAAUACAUUUGAAUAGAAAGUUAGCAAAUAGCCCUGUGUAAGGGCUAUUUCACCAAGAAGGAGAGUGAUGGAGUGCUGCAUCAGAUGACCUGGCCUUCACAAUCCUCCGACCUCAACCAAAUUGAGAUGGUUUGGGAUGAGUAGGACCGCAGGGUGAAGAAAAAGCAGCCAACAAGUGCUCAGCAUAUGUGGGAACUCCUUCAAGACUGUUGGAAAAGCAUUCCAGGUGAAGCUGGUUGAGAGAAUGCCAAGAGUGUGCAAAGCUGUCAUUUUACAUUUACAUUUACGUCAUUUAGCAGACGCUCUUAUCCAGAGCGACUUACAAGUCAUGGCAAAGGGUGGCUAUUUGAAGUAUUUUGAUUUGUUCAACAAUUUUUUGGUUACUACAUGAUUCCAUAUGUGUUAUUUCAUAGUUUUGAUGUCUUCACUAUUAUUCUACAAUGUAGAAAAUACAAAAAAAUAAAUAUAAACCCUUGAAUGAGUAGGUGUCCUAAAACUUUAGACCGGUAGUGUAGACCUAUCACUAAAAGCUUCAGUCAUACAAAAGUUAUGCUUAAAUCCGAACUGGUUCUCUAGCAAAUUAGUAAGAUUGUCUCACCCCAUGUUCAAGAAUGGCCUUUUUCCCUUUAUUCAGAUUACAACCUCUCACUUUCAGGUAUUUGAAAAGGAAAACAUCUCCCAAAUAUCACUAUUUCUAAAACAAGCCAUAGAAAGUUGGUUGCAAUUUCAAUUUAAACCUCAAGAAACUACAGAACAAAUAAUGCAACAAAUAUUGUGGUUAAACUCAAAUAUAUAUAUAUAUUUUUUUAAAGUGUUUAAUAAAGAUAUAAUCUUCGGAAAUUAUAUCAUAGGUAGGACUGGUCGAGUUAUGUCGCACAUGCAGCUAACAAAAACAUAUGGAAAUGUCUGCUCUACCAAAAAUUACAACCAAAUAAUUGCAGGAAAGUGGAAGGGGAAAAAAGUAAGCAACAUGUCUGUUUGCCCUGCAUUAAAGAACGUAAUUGGUUAAAGAAAAUUGUGAUAAAUAAAAAAGUAUACCAGUUUCAUUUAAGGACCAAAGGAUUGACAGCCGUCCAAUAUAGAUUGCAAAAUAGUUGGGAAUAAAUUUUUGAUGUACCAAUUCCAUGGCAUAGUGUUUAUGAACUGAUACGCAAAACGACGCCGGAUUCAAAACUUUGAAUUUUUCAAUUGAAAUUAUUAUACAAAAUUCUUGCUACCAAUAGAAUGUUAUUUAUAUGGGGGAUACAAUCUUCCCAGCUCUGGAGAUUUUGCUGCGAAGAGACAAUCAUUAGAUCAUUUGUUUUGGUACUGUCCAUUUGCAGCUUGAUUUUGGUCACAGGUCCAGGAAUGGCUGAAGGAUUGCAAUAUUUACCUGUAGCUAACCCUGCAGAUAGCACUACUGGGUGAUCUGAAAAGUCAUAGUCAAUCGAUCAAUAAUAUAAUAAUACUUUUAGCAAAAAUGUUUAUUUUCAAUUUACAAUCUGUAGAAACAAUGAGAAUAGAAGGGUUCAGAACUUUUGUGAAACAGUACAGUUGAAAAAUAUAUGGCAAAUAGAAAUCCAAUAUGGAUGGUGUUAAGAGAUAGAUGGGAGGGGUUAAAUGGAGCUGAAGGAUGGGACUAAUAACAACUAACAACAAGAUAACUAAUGUAAAGCAGACUGUGUCCAUAAUAAGUAUGUAGGUAAUAGGUUGAGAGCUUUUGUGAAAGUGCACAGUUAGAAAGAUAUGGCAUAUAGAAGCAAACCGGAUGGACAUCUUGAAAAUGAUCGGAGAGGUUGAGGGUAGAGGAAGUUCAGAAGUAAAAACAAACAAAAUAGAAUUAUUGUUAAAUUGACUGUGUCCAUAAAAUGUAUAUAGUACAGUUGAAGUCGGAAGUUUACAUACAACUUAGCCAAAUACAUUUAAACUCAGUUUUUCACAAUUCCUGACAUUUAAUCCUAGUAAUAAAUGCCCUGUCUUAGGUCAGUUAGGAUCUUUAUUUUAAGAAUGUGAAAUGUCAGAAUAAUAGUAGAAUGAUUUAUUUCGGCUGUUAUUUAUUUCAUCACAUUCCCAGUGGGUCAGAAGUUUACAUACACUCAAUUAGUAUUUGGUAGCAUUGCCUUUAAAUUGUUUAACUUGGGUCAAACAUUUCGGGUAGCCUUCCACAAGCUUCCCACAAUAAGUUGGGUGAAUUUUGGCCCAUUCCUCCUGACAGAGCUGGUGUAACUGUCAGGUUUUUAGGCCUCCUUGCUCGCACGUGCUUUUUCAGUUCUGCCCACACAUUUUCUAUAGGAUUGAGGUCAGGGCUUUGUGAUGGCCACUCCAAUAGCUUGACUUUGUUGUCCUUAAGCCAUUUUGCCACAACUUUGGAAGUAUGCUUGGGGUCAUUGUCCAUUUGGAAGACCCAUUUGCGACCAAGCUUUAACUUCCUGACUGAUGUCUUGAGAUGUUGCUUCAAUAUAUCCACAUACUUUUCCUUCCUCAUGAUGCCAUCUAUUUUGUGUACUUGCGUACUAUUGUUUGUACAGAUGAACGUGGUACCUUCAGGCAUUUGGAAAUUGCUCCCAAGGAUGAACCAGACUUGUGGAGGUCUACAAUUAGUUUUCUGAGGUCUUGGCUGAUUUCUUUUGAUUUUCCUAUGUUGUCAAGCAAAGAGGCACUGAGUUUGAAGGUAGGCCUUGAAAUACAUCCACAGGUACUCCUCCAAUUGACUAAAAUGAUGUCAAUUAGCCUAUCAGAAGCUUCUAAAGCAUUACAUCAUUUUUUUGAAUUUUCCAAGCUGUUUAAAGGCACAGUCAACAUAGUGUAUGUAAACUUCUGACCCACUGGAAUUGUGAUACUGUGAAUUAUAAGUGAAAUAAUCUAUCUGUAAACAAUUGUUGGAAAAAUUACUUGUUUCAUGCACAAAGUAGAUGUUCCAAACGACUUGCCAAAACUAUAGUUUGUUAACAAGAAAUUUGUGGAGUGAUUGAAAAACAAGUUUGAAUGACUCCAACCUAAGUGUACGUUAACUUCCGACUUCGACUGUAUAAGCUGGACGUAGAGGCCUAAGCGUUGUUGUUCACUAGUUUACUCCAAUUAGGGAAGGGGUGGUGGGGUUGGAAAGUAAUAAAGGGAAAUAUAUUUUUAAAAAGGAUAUGUGUAUAUAUGCUACCGUUCAAAAGUUUGGGGUCACUUAGACAUUUCCUUGAUUUCCAUGAAAAUAACAUAAAAUUGAUCAGAAAUACAGUGUAGACAUUGUUAAUGUUGCAAAUGGCUAUUGUAGCUGGAAACAGCUGCUUUUUAAUGGAAUAUCUACAUAGGCGUACAGAGGCCCAUUAUCAGCAACCAUCAGUCCUGAGUUCCAAUGGCACGUUGUGUUUGCUAAUCCAAGUUUAUCAUUUUAAAAGGCUAAUUGAUCAUUAGAAAACCCUUUUGCAAUUAUGUUAGCACAGCUGCAAACUGUUGUGCUGAUUUAAAGAAGCAAUAAAACUGGCCUUCUUGAGACUAGUUGAGUAUCUGGAGCAUCAGCAAUUGUGGGUUCGAUUACAGGCUCAAAAUGGCCAGAAACAAAGAACUUUCUUCUGAAACUCGUCAGUCUAUUCUUGUUCUGAGAAAUGAAGGCUAUUCCAUGCGAGAAAUUGCCAAGAAACUGAAGAUCUCGUACAACGCUGUGUACUACUCCCUUCACAGAACAGCGCAAACUGGCUCAAACCAGAAUAGAAAGAGGAGGCCCCGGUGCACAACUGAGCAAGAGGACAAAUACAUUAGUGUCUAGUUUGAGAAACAGACGCCUCACAGGUCCUCAACUGGCAGCUUCAUUAAAUAGUACCCGCAAAACACCAGUCUCAACGUCAACAGUGAAGAGGCGACUCCGGGAUGCUGACCUUCUAGGCAGAGUUGCAAAAAAAAGCCAUAUCUCAGACUGGCCAAUAAAAAUAAAAGAUUAAGAUGGGCAAAAUAACACAGACACUGGACAGAGGAAGAUUGGAAAAAAGUGUUAUGGACAGAAUAAUCGAAGUUUGAGGUGUUCGGAUCACAAAGAAGAACAUUUGUGAGACACAGACCAAAUGAAAAGAUGCUGCCAAAUGAAAAGAUGCUGCCAUCUGUCAAACAUGGUGGAGGCAAUGUGAUGGUCUAGGGGUGCUUUGGUGGUGGUAAAGUGGGAGAUUUUUACAGGGUAAAAGGGAUCUUGAAGAGGGAAGGCUAUCACUCCAUUUUGCAACGCCAUGCCAUACCCUGUGGACGGCGCUUGAUUGGAACCAAUUUCCUCCUACAACAGGACAAUGACCCAAAGCACAGCUCCAAACUAUGCAAGAACUAUUUAGGGAAGAAGCAGUCAGCUGGUAUUCUGUCUAUAAUGGAGUGGCCAGCAAAAUCACCGGAUAUCAACCUUAUUGAGCUGUUGUGGGAGCAGCUUGACCGUAUGGUACGUAAGAAGUGCCCAUCAAGCCAAUCCAACUUCUGGGAGGUGCUUCAGGAAGCAUGGGGUGGAAUCUCUUCAGAUUACCUCAACAAAUUGACAACUAGAAUGCCAAAGGUCUGCAAGGCUGUAAUUUCUGCAAAUGGAGGAUUCUUUGACGAAAGCAAAGUUGGAAGGACACAAUUAUUAUUUCAAUAGAAAAUCAUUAUUUCUAACCUUGUCAUAACUACAUUUCGUAUUAAUUUUGCUAUAUUUCCUAUUCAAACUAAUUUCAUGUAUGUUUUCAUGGAAAACAAGGACAUUUCUAAGUGGCCCCAAACUUUUAAACGGUAGUGUAUAUGUAUUUAUAUGUAUGUACAGUGGGGAGUACAAGUAUUUGAUACACUGCCGAUUUUGCAGGUUUUCCUACUUACAAAGCAUGUAGAGGUCUGUAAUUUUUGUCAUAGGUACACUUCAACUGUGAGAGACAGAAUUGUAUGAUUUUCAAGUAAUUCAUUUGCAUUUUAUUGCAUGACAUAAGUAUUUGAUAUAUCAGAACUUAAUAUUUGGUACAGAAACCUUUGUUUGCAAUUACAGAGAUCAUACGUUUCCUGUAGGUCUUGACCAGGUUUGCACACACUGCAGCAGGGAUUUUGGCCCACUCCUCCAUACAGACCUUCUCCAGAUCCUUCAGGUUUCGGGGCUGUCGCUGGGCAAUACGGACUUUCAGCUCCCUCCAAAGAUUUUCUAUUGGGUUCAGGUCUGGAGACUGGCUAGGCCACUCGAGGACCUUGAGAUGCUUCUUACGGAGCCACUCCUUAGUUGCCCUGACUGUGUGUUUCGGGUCGUUGUCAUGCUGGAAGACCCAGCCACGACCCAUCUUCAAUGCUCUUACUGAGGGAAGGAGGUUGUUGGCCAAGAUCUCGCGAUACAUGGCCCCAUCCAUCCUCCCCUCAAUACGGUGCAGUCGUCCUGUCCCCUUUGCAGAAAAGCAUCCCCAAAGAAUGAUGUUUCCACCUCCAUGCUUCACGGUUGGGAUGGUGUUCUUGGGGUUGUACUCAUCCUUCUUCUUCCUCCAAACACGGCGAGUGAAGUAUAGACCAAAAAGCUCUAUUUUUGUCUCAUCAGACCACAUGACCUUCUCCCAUUCCUCCUCUGGAUCAUCCAGAUGGUCAUUGGCAAACUUCAGACGGGCCUGGACAUGCGCUGGCUUGAGCAGGGGGACCUUGCGUGCGCUGCAGGAUUUUAAUCCAUGACGGCGUAGUGUGUUACUAAUGGUUUUCUUUGAGACUGUGGUCCCAGCUCUCUUCAGGUCAUUGACCAGGUCCUGCCGUGUAGUUCUGGGCUGAUCCCUCACCUUCCUCAUGAUCAUUGAUGCCCCACGAGGUUAGAUCUUGCAUGGAGCCCCAGACCGAGGGUGAUUGAUCGUCAUCUUGAACUUCUUCCAUUUUCUAAUAAUUACGCCAACAGUUGUUGCCUUCUCACCAAGCUGUUGCCUAUUGUCCUGUAGCCCAUCCCAGCCUUGUGCAGGUCUACAAUUUUAUCCCAGAUGUCCUUACACAGCUCUCUGGUCUUGGCCAUUGUGGAGAGGUUGGAGUCUGUUUGAUUGAGUGUGUGGACAGGUGUCUGUUAUACAGGUAACGAGUUCAAACAGGUGUAGUUAAUACAGGUAAUGAGUGGACAACAGGAGGGCUUCUUAAAGAAAAACUAACAGGUCUGUGAGACCCGGAAUUCUUACUGGUUGGUAGGUGAUCAAAUACUUAUGUCAUGCAAUAAAAUACAAAUUAAUUACUUAAAAAUCAUACAAUGUGAUUUUCUCCCCACUGUAUAUUUGCGAGAGAAAAAAACAUAUGGAGGAUUGGAAGUGAUGCAGACAUUUACAUUGAUGGAAGUUCCAAUCUAUCUGCAGUAUUAAAGCUGAUCUACCUCCAAAAAAAGAUAAAACAAAAUUAUUAUUAUUUAAUUUUUUUACUCCGUCACCGGAAUCAUAAGGAAAUGCAUCGGCGACGUUGUCCCCACAGUGAAGGUUUGCUGCUUCCCCAAUCAAAAGCCCUGGAUUAAAACAGGUUGGCACUAAAAUAAAGGACAGGGUUAACACACACAGGGACAUCGCAGACAACCCGGAGGCUACGGCUGAGGACAGGAAUAAGUACAAGAAGUCCCGCCACGACCUCCGCACAGUCAUCAAACGAGCAAAAGGACAAUAUUGCAAUCUUAUUUCAUAGGCUCCACCGCACGGCGCAUGUGGCAGGGGCUACAGUCCAUUACGGAUUACAGAGGAAGACCCAGUCGUGAUCUGCCCAACGAUGCCUCUCUACCAGACGAAUUCAACACAUUUGUUGCACGCUUCGACAAUAACAACACCAUACCGUGCGUGAGGUCCCCUACCGAUCCAGGGGAUCUCGCUCUCUGAGGCCGACUUGAGUAAGGUCUUUAAUCAGGUCAAGGGUGGGGGUGGAACGGCGGGGGUAGAAGGAUUACUUUAUACUAUUCCAGGUAUUUCUUAAAGAGGUAGGGUUUCAAGUGUCUCCGGAAGGUGGUCAGUGACUCCGCUGUCCUGGCAUCGUGGGAGAGCUUAUUCCACCAUUGGGGUGCCAGAGCAGCGAAUAGCUUUGACUGGGCUGAGCGGGAACUGUGCUUCCAUAGAGGUAGGGGAGCUAGCAGGCCAGAGGUGGAUUAAUGUAGUGCCCUCGUUUGGGUGUAGGGUCUGAUCAGAGCCUGAAGGUAAAGAGGUGCUGUUCCCCUCACAGCUCCGUAGGCAAGCACCAUGGUCUUGUAGUAGAUGCGAGCCUCAACUGGAAGCCAGUGGAGUGUGCGGAGGAGCGGGGUGACAUGAGAGAACUUGGGAAGGUUGAACACCAGACGGGCUGCAGCGUUCUGGAUAAGUUGUAGGGGUUUAAUGGCACAGGCAGGGAGCCCAGUCAACAGCGAGUUGCAGUAAUCCAGACGGGAGAUGACAAGUGCCUGGAUUAGGACCUGUGCCGCUUUCUGUGUAAGGCAGGGUCGUACUCUGCGAAUGUUGUAGAGCAUGAACCUGCAGUAUCUGGUCACCGCUUUGAUGUUAGCGGAGAACGACAGGGUGUCCCCCAGGGUCACGCCAAGGUUCUUUGCACUCUGGGAGGAGGACACAAUGGAGUUGACAACCGUGAUGGCGAGAUCAUGGAGCGGGCAGUCCUUCCCCGGGAGGAAGAGCAGCUCCGUCUUGCCGAGGUUCAGCUUGAGGUGGUGAUCCGACAUCCACACUGAUAUGUCUGCCAGACAUGCAGAGAUGCGAUUCGCCACCUGGUUAUCAGAAGGGGGAAAGGAGAAGAUUAAUUGUGUGUCGUCUGCGUAGCAAUGAUCGGAGAUAGCAUUUGAGGAUAUGACAGAGCCAAGUGACUUGGUGUACAGAGAGAAUAAUAGAGGGCCUAGAUCUGAGCCCUGGGGGACACCAGUGGUGAGAGCACGUGGUGCGGAGACAGAGAUGCCCAACUCGGAGAGGGUGGAGAGGAGGAUCUGAUGGUUCACAGUAUCAAAGGCAGCGGAUAGGUCUAGAAGGAUAAGAGCAGAGGAGAGAGAGUUAGCUUUAGCAGUGCGGAGAGCCUCCGUGACACAGAGAAGAGCAGUCUCAGUUGAAUGACCAGUCUUGAAAUCUGACUGGUUUGGAUCAAGAAGGUCAUUCUGAGAGAGAUAGCAGGAGAGUUGGCUAGAGACGGCACGCUCAAAUGUUUUGGAGAGAAAAGAAAGAAGGGAUACUGGUCUGUAGUUGCUGACAUCGGAGGGAUUGAGUGUAGGUUUUUUGAGGAGGGGUGCAACUCUCGCUCUCUUGAAGACGGAAGGGACAUAGCCAGCAGUCAAGGAAGAGUUGAUUAGCGAGGUGAGGUAAGGGAGAAGGUCUCCGGAAAUGGUCUGGAGAAGAGAGGAGGGGAUAGGGUCAAGCGGGCAGGUUGUUGGGCGGCCGGCCGUGACAAGUCGCAAGAUUUCAUCUGGAGAGAGAGGGGAGAAAGAAGUCAAAGCAUAGGGUAGUGCAGUGUGAGCAGGACCAGCGGUGUCAUUCGACUUAAUAAAUGAGGAUCGGAUGUCGUCAACCUUCUUUUCUAAUUGGUUGACAAAGUCAUCCACAGAGAGGGAGGAGGGAGGGGGAGGAGGAGGACUCAGCAGAGAGGAGAAGGUGGCAAAGAGCUUCCUAGGGUUAGAGGCAGAGGCUUGAAAUUCAGAGUCGUAGAAAGUGGCUUUGGCAGCGGAACCAGAGGAAGAGAAUGUAGAGAGGAUACCAUUGUCCCCUCCAAGCUCGUCACCAAACUCAGGACCCUGGAACUGAACACCUCCCUCUGCAACUGGAUCCUUGACUUCCUGAUGGCCGACCCCACGUAGUUAGGAUAGGCAAUACCACCUCUGCCACGCUGACCCUCAACACAGGGGCCCACACACGGGUGUGUGCUUAGUCCCCUCCUGUACUCCCUGUUCACCCACGACUGCGCGUUUACGCACGACUCCAACACCAUCAUCAAGUUUGCUGACGAGACGACGGUGGUAGGCCUGAUCAUCGGCGUCAAUGAGACAGCCUACAGGGAGGAGGUCAGUGACCUGGCAGUGUGGUGCCGGGACAACAACCUCUCCCUCAACGUCAGUAAGGCCAAGGAGCUAAUCGUGGACUACAGAAAAGCGAGCACGCCCCUAUCCACAUUAAUAGGGCUGCAGUGGAGCGGGCCGAGAGCUUCAAGUUCCUCGGGGUCCAAAUCACUAAGGACUUAAAUGUCCACACACAUGUACACAGUUGUGAAGAAGGCAAGACAGCACCACUUUCCCCUCAGGAGGUUGAAAAAGUUUGGCAUGGGCCCUCAAAUAUUCAAAAAGUUCUACAGCUGCACCAUUGAGAGCAUCUUGACUGGCUGCAUCACUGCUUGGUAUGGCAACAGCACCGCCCUCGAUCGCAUGGUGUUGCGGCCAGCCCAGUACAUCACUGGGGCCAAGCUCCCUGCCAUCCAUGACCUCAAUAUCAAACUGACACUCCAACACACACAUAACAUUCACACACAUUCAUACUGACUACACACACACCCUCACAUACAAUCUUCAUUUAUCUGCUGCUACUCUGUUUAUCAUGCAUCCUAAUGCCUAAUCACCUUACCCCUGUACAUAUCUACCUCUAUCACUCCACUAUCCCUGUACAUUGUAAAUAUGGUAUUGGAACUGACCCUGCAUAUAGCUUUCUUACUUACUCAUGUUCUUCUUGUUUUUAUUUUUUGUGCGUUUUUGUUCUACCUUAUGUUAUUUUUUGCGCUACAUUGAUAUUGAUUACUGCAUUGUUGGGAAAGAGCUUGCAAGAAAGGCAUUUCACUGUACUUGUGCACGUGACAUUGAAACUUGAAACCCGAUUGACCCAGAGAGAGAACGAGUCGAAGAAGCAAGCAAGAAUCUGUCCUAUGACUCUCUAAUCUGCACGCUGUCAGUUGUACUGGUAAUGCCUGUUGCAACUGACACCUCUUCCUUGUACAUAAAUGACUACUCUAACUUCAAGAGCAUCCUACUAGUGGCAGGUGGUACUGUGAGAGAAACGAGACUGAGUUAGCAUUCACAACGUCUCUUAUCUUCGUCGAGGCUCCGCUCUGUUGGUGAGACUUCAUAGCAGUAGAGUGCGUGUUCAUCAAGGCAUCCAGGGAAAAUGUAUUUCCUUGAAGUCUCUGAGAUCAGCAGAGGAGUUGCAGGCGCACAGUAGCGGUAAUUAUUGCCCAGGGAAGAGGCUCAGACUGCUGCUCGGCUUGUAAUCAAACAUCACAAUGAUGCCAAUGAGCAAUAUCAGAGGAGAGGAGCAGCCAUCCAGUCCUUCCUCUGUUAAUACGCCAGCCUGUGUGAUCCUCACAGUCCAGUCUCUCUCUUCUAUUCUGUUUGUUUUGUCUGCACAAAGUAGUCACGUAAUGAACACACCACAGCCUCUAAUGGGAAUAAUAUUUCCAAUACCUAUUCAUCAGAGGUAGUGGUGUGUGCAGGUUAUAGUGAGAAUAAAUUAGAGAGAGGACAGACUAACUCCCAUGCCUGAUAAACUCAGGGAUAGCGGAGGAAGGGCCAAAUAGAUUUUUACAUUGUUGUUGUGUGCGUUGAGCUAUUUAAAAAGGAUUAGCUCAAAGUUGGAAGGGAAUUUCUCUAUUGAGGUCCAUUUGUCAAAACAAAUUGACAUUUUCACAAUCUACACACAUAACACAACGCAUUUGAUGCCCCUCCAGCCCUCCACUCACUUUCUUUUUCGGUUGGCAUAACAUAGGUAGGCAUGAUCUAUUAGCCAGACUUACUACCUCAGUCCCCCAGGCUCAUGGCACUGCUUCUGAGAGUUAAGACUGUCUGGAGCAGUCGGGUUCCAGACUGAGCAUGUCCCCUUCAGUCCUUGGUGCUGUAGUCAGCUCUCUAUAAUGUAUUAUCACUAUAUUCUGCAAAGCCUGCACUGGAAGAGGUCAAAGUGCAUGAGAGAUUCCCCUAGAGUUCCCAGUCGUCGGAGUCUGAUGAAGACUGUUUAUCACAAGUUCUCUUGCAGUUUCUGGCCUUAGUGGGUUGACAGAUGAACGCUUAUACAGCAGGGAUAGGUUGGGGUGAAUGUUGCAUUUUGUCUCAUAUCAGGCAGUUAGAGAAUUUAAUCCACUCAAUUGCCUUUCAUCAGAAAUUGAAUAAUCCGUUUCAAGUGUCCUUUGUCAUUGAGGCAAGGGCCCUUCUUUAGUCUCCGUGGGGGGGUUGUCAGAAGUGGUUUAGUAUGAGUGUCAGGAUCAGAGAGAUGCAGUCAGCCAGGGAUGAGGGAUCUAUGUGUGUCUGUGUUAGUUCUGGGAAUCAGCUCUGUCGACAUUAGUGAAGGACACUAUCACUGCAAACACACUAAAUCUUCCAAACAUAGUCUGCAAUAAAGAACAACCUUAUGACUGUCUUAUGAAUGCUAUUACACUGUUGAAUAACCCCUUUACAUCUUGGAUCCUCAUAUGAUGGCCUGAUUUGAAAGAAACGUAUCUAUUAUUUACCAUUGCCUUGCACCAUGUUGCCUCUUACCACUCAUUGACUCCCCACCCAGGCCCAGCAGUAGAAGCGGAGCAGUAUGUGUUCCAUAGUGGUCUUUUGUUAUACCUGUUGCGUAACGUAAUUGAAUCCUGGUUCUGACGGAUGGAUGGGGCUGAUGUGAACGGUAGCUACUCCUCCUUUAGUAUUCCAUACACAGAAAGAGCCAUUGAUCAGCUAUAGCCUCAUCUGCACCAGCAGCAGUAGUGCUGUCUGUGCUCCAAACACCAGGUCUAAAUGGUGUGGGCAGCUCUGCUCUGGCUUCAUUCCCCUCAUCAUUGUAUUAUUCAGCUCUCCAUCAUCAGGUGAGAUGAAUGAACUGAUCAGAUAAGGUCUGAGUGUAGAAGUCCCCAGAGCUGUCAUUCCACUAUGAGUUAUUAGAGGAAUAAAGGAAACACAAUAAGCCAUUGUCUCAGAUGGAACAAACCUUUUUAUUGUAUUUCCUUUUCUCAUCUCUCUUUUGAAGCUCUCUCCCAUCUCUUUUUCUCUUGGUCUUUCUCUCUCUCUGUAUCGCUCUUUCUGUAUCUAUCUCUCUCUUUCUCUGUAUCUCUCUCCCUCUCUCUCUCUGUAUCUCUCUCUCUCUCGCUCUCUGCAUCUCUCUCUCUGUAUCUCUCUCUGUGUACUGAAUGAUAAUUUUGGGAAAGAAAGAUUCUCUUAGGUCUGAGUAUUUGUCACAGUGUAAUAGGAAAUGCAGCUCUGUCUCUACCUCUCCCCGGGGGCAGAGUGAGCACAGCCUGUCCUCUCUGGGCAGCCAGGUUUGCCUGUGACGACCGGUCUCUAUAGCCAGACUGUGCUCACUGAGUCUGUACCUAGUCAUUGUUUUCCUCAGUUUUCUAUCAGUCACAGUGGUCAGAUAGACUGCCACCAUGUACUGUCUGUUUAGAGCCAAAUAGCAUUGAAGUUUACUUUUAUUUUUUGUGGUGUCUUUCCAAUAGGUGAUAUAUUUUUAUUUUUGCUUUGUGAUGAUUUGGUUGGGCCAGAUUUUCUGAGUGCUGUCCUGAGGCUCUUAUGAGGUUGGUUUUGGUUAGUGAACUGAGCCUCAGAACCAGCUGGCUGAGGGGACUCUUCUCUUGUUUCAUCUCUUGACAUAGUAGAGCUGUGUGAUGGAAUGUUUUGGGGUCACUUGUUUUUAGAUGGUUGUAAAAUUGAUGGCUCUUUUUUCUAUUCGAAUAAGGAGGGGGUAUUGGCCCAAUUCUGCUCUACAUGCGUUAUUUUGAGUUUUCCUUUGCACUUGCAAUACAGUCUUGCAAAACUCUGCAUGCAGUAUUUCGAUUGGAUGUUUGUCCCAUUUGGUAAAUUCAGUAUUAGAGAGCGGACCCCAUACUUGCACAGGAAGCGGCACAGGUCCUAAUCCAGGCACUUGUCAUCUCCCGUCUGGAUUACUGCAACUCGCUGUUGGCUGGGCUCCCUGCCUGUGCCAUUAAACCCCUACAACUCAUCCAGAAUGCCGCAGCCCGUCUGGUGUUCAACCUUCCCAAGUUCUCUCACGUUCCCCCUCCUCCGCACACUCCACUGGCUUCCAGUUGAAGCUCGCAUCCGUUACAAGACCAUGGUGCUUGCCUAUGGAGCAGUGAGGGGAACGACACCUCCGUACCUUCAGGCUCUGAUCAGUCCCUACACCCAAACGAGGGCAUUGCGUUCAUCCACCUCUGGCCUGCUGGCUCCCCUUCCUCUGCGGAAGCAUAGUUCCCGCUCAGCCCAGUCAAGACUGUUCGCUGCUCUGGCACCCCAAUGGUGGAACAAGCUCCCUCACGACGCCAGGACAGCGGAGUCACUCACCACCUUCCGGAGACAUUUGAAACCCCACCUCUUUAAGGAAUACCUGGGAUAGGAUAAAGUAAUCCUUCCACCCCCCCCCCCAAAUUGGUGCAUUCACUGGCUAUAGGGUGAAUGCACCAAUUUGUAAGUCGCUCUGGAUAAGAGCGUCUGCUAAAUGACGUAAAUGUAAAUGUAAUACUUCGCUGCCAUAUAGAGCAAUUGGUUCUAUAACUGAUUGGAACAUUUUGAGCCAGAUUCUAAUUGGAAUUUCGAUUUUAAUAUUCCUUUUAAUGGCAUAGAAUGCUCUUCUUGCUUUGUCUCUCAGCUCAUUCACAGCCAUGUGAAUGCUACCUGUGUUGCUGAUAUUUAGUCCUAGAUAUGUGUAAUUUUUGGUGUGCUGUAAUAGAACUGUGUCCAAAUAGAAUUUAUAUUUGUCAUCCUGAUUUCCUGACCUUUUUUGGAAUAUCAUUAUAUUCCGGGUUUUUUUUGUUAACGGUCAGAGCCCAGGUCUGACAGAACCUGUGCAGAUGAUCUAGAUGCUGCUGUAACCCUUCCUUAGUGGGAGACAGUAGCACCAGGUCAUCUGCGUACAGCAGACACUUGAUUUCAGUGUUGUGUAGGGUGAGACCAGGUGCUGCCGAUUCUUCUAAUGUUUUUGCCAAUUCAUUAAUGUAGAUGUUAAAUAGUGUUGGACUUAUUGGGCAGCCCUGUUUCACUCCACGUCCAUGAGAGAAGAAGUCUGUUUGCUUGUUGCCAAUUUUAACCGCACAUUUGUUUUUAGCAUCAUAUACCCUCCAAUACCACUUUCUAUUAGUUUGUAAAAAAGAUCUUCGUGCCAGAUUGAAUCAAAUGCUUUCUUGAAGUCUACAAAACACAAAUAGAUUUUGCCUUUGUUUUGGUUUACUUGUUUGUCAAUUAGAGUGUGGAGGGUGUAAAUGUGGUCUGUUGUACGAUAAUAAAAAAUAAAUAAAAAUCUGCCUUCUGCUUAGGACGUUGUGUUCAUCAAGGAAAUGAUGUAGUCUGCUGUUUAUGAUACUGCAGAGAAUUUUCCCCAAGUUGCUGUUAACGCAAAUUCCUCUGUAAUUAUUUGGGUCAAAUUUGUCUCCAUUUUUAUAGAUUGCUGUGAUCAAUCCUUGGUUCCAAAUAUCGGGGGAAAUACCUGCAGUUAGGAUAAUGUUGAAGAGUUUGAGUAUAGCCUAUUUGAAUUUGUGGUCUGUAUAUUUGAUCAUUUCAUUUAAAAUACCAUCAGCUCGUUAUUAAUGCUCUGCCUGUCUUUUUGGAGCUCUCUCACCUCCUUUGUUAGAUCAGCCAGCUCUCUCUUGAGUCCAGCUCUCUCUUGCUGAACCUCUUUCAGCUGUGUUGCAAGGCUGCUAUCCUGCUCUGUCCGCACCUUGGUUAGGAGCUCCUCUAAGGUGUGGAUGUCUAGUUGCUGUUUGCUCACACUCUCCCUAAGCAGGACCACCUCCCCCUCCAGUUUGGUGAACUGAUCCCUCAUGGCAGCCAUGGUGGUGAGGAGGGCCUGAGCCUGCUCUGCACUGAGGGGGUCGCUCUCCUCCUGGGGCGUGUCCUCCACUAUGGUGGGAAGAGAGGUGCUGGAUGUGCCUUUUUGGGUGGGGAUAGUGGGGGUGAGGGUGGUGCUGGUGGAGUUUGUCACUGGUGGUGUCCUUCUCUCUCUCUGCUCUCUCCUUAAUGGUCUGAAAGUCUGUUUCAAACAGCCUAAGGUUACCUUGCACCAUGACAGUCCCAGUCUUGUAGAGGUUGAUUGUUAUCAUGGUGCUGUCAGGGUCGUCUGUCUCUUUGACUUUCAGCUUCCACCCAUUACGGAUGGGUAGUGAGAGCAGACUGUUGAGCGCCAUGCAUUUGGCUGGUCAGUGAGAAAGAUGUGAUUACUCACAUCACCGUUUUUGUAGAGGUCUGUGAAAAGGGUUUCUGGCCUCCCCUUUAGUAGAUUCUGUUUAAAAGCUUUCCUCGUUGUGUCAUUUUUGGCCUCUGGGGGGUAGAGAAUGGACUCAGCGCUGAGGGGGAGUGGGGACAUGGUGCCUGUGGGCUCUGCGACUACUACUGCUGCUGCUCUGUUCCGGUGCACUGUUGCCAUGGCAACCCGAUUUGUUUGUCUGCUGCUGUUGCUAGCUAGCUCCUUUUUAGCUCAAAAACCAGCAAAAAUAGUGAAAUCUUCACACACAAAAACAGAAGAUAUGUUUAAAGUUAGAGUCUGUGCUUCUUUUUGAUUUACUCACUCAGUUUGGUCGUUUGAUGUAGUUGUAUUAACUCCCCUUGCUAGGUUUGUUCUAGCUCAAUUUUCUGGCUGGCUUGUUAGCCUGCUGGCUAGGUUUUUGUUGUGUAGCUAGCUAGCGAGAGUCAAAACAUCUUAAUUUGAGGCGCAAAGUUACUUUUUUUUCUAUUCUGAUUGAAUAGAGUUGUUGUUCAUCACUUCUUGUCUUGAAUUAUUUUUAGAUUUGAGUGUUUAUCUCAUUCUAAAACAAAACAAAAUGGAAAUAAAUCAGGAGCUCAUGUUGAGCAUGUCUCUCUCUCUCUCUCUGUAUCUCUCUCUCUCUCUGUAUCUCUCUCUCUCUGUAUCUCUCUCUCUCUCUCUCUCUCACUCUCUGUAUCUACCCUCGUUUUCCCCUUUUCUCUCUCUCUUCCCAUAAACACAUACAUAAUCCUAACAGAGUGGAAAAUACCUGAGUCAUGAUCUUUACACAAACUGCACAUGCUCAGGUUAAUACAGUAGAGCCAAAAGAAAGGGCAUACGCAUGCAUGCAAUACACGCACGUGCACACGCACACACACACACACACACGCACACACACACACACACACGCACACACACAGUCAAUCCCUGGGUACCUUCCUCCAUACCAUGGCUGAGCCUAGGGAGCAACAGUCCACUCAGCAGCCUUGUUUUAAUGACUAAUUUCACCCCUGUAUAGAUUAUGCUGUGCAACACAUACACACACUGAUGCCUCUAUCCAUCUCCAUCUCACUCCCUUUGCCCCUGCAGCAAAGUAGCUUGUCAGCUCCUGACUCUCCAUCCCUCCAUCUUUCCAUUCCUCCAUCUUUCCAUCCCUCCAUUUUUCCAUCCCUCCAUCCCACUGACUCUGCUCUCAAGGUGGGAUUAACACAGAGCUCAUGCGCAACACUCUGCAGCAGGGUCCCUGGAGCUUUACAUACUAUUCUAGUAAGUGUGUGCCAGCAGCACCUUCCAAGUCAAUGCUACAAUCCUCAUACACUAGCAGACUUCUAGCUAAUUGGUCAUUUGAGUAAUGGCUAGUAAUUCCUCUUUAAUUUGACCACGUCAGGCCAAUGGAAGGACCCAUCGAGUGACCCUGAUGAAUGACACUCGGUGGAGGGAGGCUAGCCUUCCUUUGUGGUCAGUCAUUUAGUGCUGCCUGCGGUUGUCGACACAGUAGCACUCAGCUCUUCCCCCCUUGCGCCGCCCUGUCCCCCUCCUGCAGUUUCCUGAUUGAUCUGUUGAUUAGCCACCCAUUGCUCCUGCCUGCCUGUCUCAGCCUUGGAGAUGGUAUUGUGUGGGACUGUAGAUGGGUUUGACCCUUGCUCAUGCUCCCUGGUGCUUGUCUCCCUCCCUCCCCUUUCCUCCCUCAUCCACUUAAAUUACAUUUACUAGAGGGAUUUAUUGACGUUUAUUUCAGUGCUGCAGUCAGCUGUAUGUUAUCUCAAUGGGAGAAGGGAGAAUUGCUUGACACCCCUUAUUUUUUUACAAUGGCAGCAUUAGGGGAGGCAGAUCACUAACCAACCGUGUGUGUGUCUUUGUCUGGGUCUAGUUAGCCCUCUAAGGGAAAGGGAAAGGGGGAUACCUAGUAAAUUGUACAACUGAAUGCAUUCAACUCUAACACUAAGAUGCUGUGUCAGAUUUCCAUUGACAAUAUGAGAAAACCACAUCCAUUGAAUUAUUGUGUUAGCAAAUUCCCUGUCCAGUUUACACAGCUAAUCCUGUUAUGGCAACAUUGAGGCCAUGUUAGUAUGAUACCUGUCACUGUGAUGUCAUUUUAACCCGACCUUUUACUCUCUCUGUUACAGGGUAGUAAUGUGAUGGAGGAACAGGACCUGAGGGAGAUAGGCAUCACAGACCCAGGACAUCGGAAGAAGAUCCUGCAUGCAGCUCGAUCCCUGCCAAAGGUGAGCCUCUCCAAACUACUGACUUUAAUGAGUUCCCCUAUGGCCCCAUGCAGUAGCUCUGGCUAGUGUGAUCAGCCCUUACUAUGUUGGGACUGGAGUGAUCAGUAUGUGACUGUGUCUCCCCUUGCAGGUGAAGGCCCUGGGCUGUGACGGCAGCAUCUCUCUCUCCUCCUGGCUGGACCUCCUGGGCCUGCAGGAGUACCUACACAACUUCCUUUCCAGCGGAUACCGCAGCCUCGACUGUGUCAAGAACCUGUGGGAGCUGGAGAUUGUCAACGUGAGUCUGUCUCUAUGAAAUCUACUUUGAGAGCGCACAUUUUGAAAUAGCUAUUUAAUUUAAUGGUAAAUAUGUGCCAAAUGGCAAUAUGCUCAAUGUGUUACAGUGGACUUAACCUGAAAUGUGUGUUGGGGAUGUUCAGAGGUUAUGACUGUUUUGUAUCUUCCAGGUGCUGAAGAUCACCCUGCUGGGACACAGGAAACGCAUCAUCGCCUCGCUGGCAGAGCGGCCCUAUGAGGAACCUCCUGUCAAGCCCCCCCGCCUGUCCCAGAUCAGGUGUCAGGACUUGGUAUCCCAGACCUCCUCUCCCAUCAGUCACAUGGACUCCUACGCGGGUCGUUCCAUAGACCCCCUCCUGCUGUUCGGGGAGCCUGGGAGGAAGAAGGGGCCUGACCCAGAUUAUGAUGUGGCCCCCCACCGGCCCCGCAGUGAAAGACACCGCUCACAUGAGAGAUAUGAGGAGCGGCAUCGGGAGCCCCGUCUGACCCUGCGACCUCCCAGCCUGGCAGCACCCUACACCCCUGUACAGAACUGGCACCACCAGCCUGAGAAGCUCAUCUUUGAGUCCUGUGGCUAUGAAGCCAAUGUAAGGGACACCUUUUCCUGCAGUAACUUAACUCACUAAUGGCUUUCUUUAAGAUAUAUGGUCUCCCACUCUCUGUACGACUAUAUUAUGUCCUCUCCUCUCCUUCCUCUCCUCUCUCUCUCUCACUCUUCUCUCUCUCUCUCUCCUCUCUCAUCUCUCUCUCUCUCUCUCUCAAUCAAUCAAUCAAUCAUCAAUCAAUUCAUCACUCAAUCAAUCAUCUAUCUAUCUAUCUAUCUAUCUAUCUAUCUAUCUAUUACUACUUCUAUCUACAUCGACACGUAUGCAGUCUUAGCACUACUACACUCAUGACGAUCUACAUCUUAUCUAUCUGCACUAUCUAUCAUCUUCUAUCUAUCUAUCUAUCAUCUAUUAAUCUACUAUCUAUCAUCGUCUGACUAUCUACUGACUAUCUAUCUAUCUAUCGAUCUAUCUAUCGAUGCGCUAUCUAUCUAUGCGACUACUAUCUACUAUCUAUCUAUCAUCUCAUGCGAGCAUCAUAUCUAUCUGAUCUAUCUAUCAUCUAUCAGCUGUCACAUCAGCUAUCUACACUAGCACUCGGCUACCGAUGACCCUCCUGCUUUCGGAAGCGACCAGAAUGGCGGUCCAAAAGCGGGCGACCCCCACAGCUGACAGUAGGCACCGCACAAGAAGAGAUGGCCCACUCGCCAGAAGCCUCGCCCCGCCCAGGAAGAGCCGACCAGAGAACGCAGACAAGAGCACAGCGCGUACAGCAGGAGCGACAGCGCGCACCGUGAUGCACACAGCGAGCACUACGAGCUACAUCAGCAAGCAGCAGCACUACUGCAGCACUGAGACAAGCACAGAAGCACUACACUAGAGCAUCGAGCAGUCGAGCACGACAUCGACACGACAUCUGCACGACGUGACAUCAUGCAGCAACACACAGCACAAGCACACACAGCGACUAGCAGCACAGCGAGCAGCACUAGUCUAGCGACUCUACAGCUAUCUAGACUGCAACAUCGACAGCACAGCAGCUAGUCUAGCUACACGCUAGCUACAGCUCGAUGCAUGCGAUCAUCAUGCACAGCACAUCAGCAGCACACACGUACAGCAGCUAGCACGACAGCAGCUGAGCGAGCGACGAGCAGCGAGCGACACGAGCGAGCGAGCAGCACAGCACGAACAGACGAGCAGCGACAGCACAGCGAGUCACUAGCGAGCAGCAGCAGCGAGCGAUGCAACGACAGCGAGCAGCGAGCAGCGACGAGCGACUACAGCACAGCAGUCAGCACGAGCAGCACGAGCACGAGCGAGCGAGCGAGCAGCGAGCGAGCGGAGCGAGCAGCACAGCACGACGAGCGAGCAGCUAGCGACAUCGAGCAGCAUCGACGUAGCAGCUGAGCGACGACGAGCGAUACAGCGAGCAUCGAGCUGAGCGAGCGAGCAUAUGCUAGCGAGCGACGAGCGAGCGUAUCGAGCGAGCGAGCGAGCGAGCGAGCGAGCGAGCGAGCGACAGCGAGCGAGCGAGCGAGCAGCGAGCGAGCGAGCGACGAGCGACAGCGAGCUAGCGAGCAUGCACAGCAUACAUAUGAGCAGCGAGCGAGCACGACGACAGCAGCACGACAGCGAGCGAGCGACGAGCAGCAUGCGACUAGCAGCAGCAGCGAUAGCACGACGUAGCGAGCGAGCACGAGCGAUCAGCGAGCGAGCUAGCUGAGCGAGCUGAGCGCACUACGAGCAGCGACGAGCGUAGUCGAGCGAGCAGUACAGCGACUAGCAUCUAGACGUAUCGAGCUAUCGAGCGACGAGCGAGCGAUCUAGCAGCUACAUAGUCUAGCAGUCGAGCGACGAGAGCAUCGAGCGACUAGCGACAUCGAUCGAGCGAAUCGAUCUGACCCAGCUAGCACAGCGAUGCAGCUAGUCAGUCAGCUACGAGUCUAGCUGAGUCGAGCUGACAGCAUCGAGCACUAUAGCACAGCAGCUAUCGUACUGAGCGUACGACAUCAGCACUAGUCUAGCGAUCGUACACGUAUGCGACAUCAGCGACAGCGAGCAGCGAUCGAUCGAUCGAUCAUGCUAGCACACUAGCUACACGAGCGACGUAUGCGACGACAUACGAGCAUCUAUGCGUAUCUAGCUAGCAGCGAUGGACGACGAUCAGCUAGCUACAGCUAGCGAUCUAGCACUACAGCUACAUCACUACAUCUAUCUACAUCUACAUCUAUCAUCUCGAUCACUAUCAUCUAUCUAUCUACACAUAGUCGAGUCUGAGCACUUAUCUAUCAUCUAGCUUAUCUAAUCUAUCUAUCUAUCUAUCUAUCUAUCUAUCUAUCUAUCUAUCUAUCUAUCUAUCUAUCUAUCUAUCUAUCUAUCUAUCUAUCUAUCUAUCUAUCUAUCUAUCUAUCUAUCUAUCUAUCUAUCUAUCUAUCUAUCUAAUCUAAUCUAAUCUAAUCUAUCAAGUACCUGGGAUCUAUGCUCAUCAAGGAGCUACGGGGGACAGAGUCCACCCAGGACGCCUGUGCCAAAAUGAGGGUAGGUCACACUUCUAACUACUACUCUAGUCUCCUCAUGUUUAGAGAGAAAUCAUUCUCAAACAUCUCAGCUGAAAGGACCCAGACUUUCCUCCUUCUCAUGUUUUCUCUCUCUCUCUCUGUCUCUCUCCCUCCCCCCUCUCUCGCUGUCUCUCUGUCAAUCGUUCUCUGUCUCACACCCUCUCGCUCUUGCUCUUGCACUCUCGCUCUCUCUUUCUCUCGCUCCCAGAGGUCGACAGAGCAGAUGAGGAAGGUCCCCACCAUCGUCCUCUCCAUCACAUACAAAGGGGUGAAGUUCAUUGACGCAGCCAAUAAGGUUGGUUGGCUGGGAGCGCCUAUUUCACCUUGGACCUGAUCCGUACAGCAAUAUCUGAAAACUAGACAGACAUACAUACACCUGUCCCAGCCAGGGAAGCUAGACACCAGGGGAGGAGGAGGCUGCCCAGUAUCACAUCACUCCUAUCACAUUGAUCCAGCCCCACACUCUCUCUCCUUCAUACUAAAUGUCACCCCUGUCUGUUAAUGACAGAUAGUUCUUUAUUGAGGGCAGGAGGUUGAGGGGUCACAGGGUUGAAGCUUCUAUGUCGCCAUUGCAAUUAAGAACAUAUUGACAUGUUCUUUCAUAGUGGAGACGUGAAUGUGAUAUUUAUUGAUGUCUCUGUGACUAUACAUACAGGAUACUCAUUGUAGUGUCUUGUUGGACUCUCCUCCCAUACAGAACAUCAUAGCUGAGCAUGAGAUCCGGAACAUCUCGUGUGCGGCCCAGGACCCGGAGGAUCUGUGCACGUUUGCCUACAUCACCAAGGACCUGCAGACCAACCACCACUACUGCCAUGUGUUCAGCACAGUGGACGUGGUGAGAAUACAUGCCUACACAAUCAUCCCACUAUAACCCAACCACUCCAGCGUGCAGUGACGUGACUUGACUUAAUUGUAUGCUAUACUAUCGCAUUAGUUUCAGAAUAUGUCCAAAUUAAGACAUGUUAUUGCCUCACCACACAGCACAGUACAUAUAAAAAAUAUCUUUCAACUGUAGAUUCAAGUCCAUACAGAAUGGUCUGUGAUGUCCUCUCCUCUGUCCUCAUGUUGGUUCCUUCCCAGCCACCUUUUUUAAUCCUCAGAGGAGAUGUGACUCUGACUGGCAGCAGCACAGUAUCACUGUUAUCUUUACUCUCUAGACCAGCUUAUCUACCUGUGAGGUUUCACACUUCAGCAACGCUUGAUUGCCAUUUUCCGAUAGAGUCAUGGCGCUAUGUGGCCAUCACUAGAUGGCCAACCUCCACCACGCCGUUCCUCCUGAGAACUGAUGAUUUGUCUAAACCAGGGUUCCCCACGCUUUCUGAGUAAUUUUAUAAAAUAAUGUUGGACAUUAAGGACUGUAAAAUCACCAGGAAUUCAGCUCAAUGUGAUUUUCAUUUAGGAAAUCUGUUCCCAAGUAUUCCCACGCAUAAAUAGAGAGAUCAUAUCCCAAUGUAAUCAAGGUUUGAAAUAUGUUUAAUAAUAUAAUAUAAUAUAUUGUUGUUCUGGCCCACCGACCAUCCGCUCAAGAAAAAAUUGGCCCACGGCUAGGGCUGUUACGGUGACCGUAUUACCACCACACCGGCGGUCACGAGUCAUGGCGGCAGUCAAAUUCCACGUGACCGUUUAAUCACGGUAAUUAGGCUUCUCCAAGCUUUGAUGCUGCUGAUGGUCAUUAGUAGCCUACCAAACUUGCUAACUGCCUGGUACUCAGCACUCUAUUGUCCCUGUAAUCACUCUGACAUCAAUGCCAAAAGAGGAGGAUCCCAUCAGAUAGGCCUACUAUAUUUAUUUCUCAACUUUCCUAAUAUUAAGCACAUUGCUUCUAUUUACAACAGGAGUAUAGCCUACCUGGCUGGCAUGAAAAUGAACCACGAGAAAAGUGUUGUCCUUUCACUAUUUAAGUGCAUAGAUUACAUGUAUUUUUUCCCCCGCCCCUGUUCCGAGACAGGUGCAUGAUAAUGGUCCAUUCUAAAUCAAAACUAAUUUCACACAUAUAUUAUUUAGUAUAUGUUAAGACAAGAUUAAAUCAAGAAUAGUGUGAUGGGUGACAAUAUUAGCCUAUCACUUGUGAAUGAUAUAUUAUCACUUGUGAAUGAUGCCCAGCUUAAGGCAAGAAACAGUGAAUGCUUUUUUUUUGCUACUUUUUCAAAUCAUAGUUGCACACCUCAUGUAGCCUAGCCCAUAGGCUUAUAUGUUUUGAUAAGGUUUGUAUCACAACUAAAAUGGCCAAAUAAGUUCUUAAAAUGAAGCACAUUAAUACGCUUUACAAUGUGUGUAGAGCCUAACUGGCAUACAUACACAGCGUGUGAGUUUCAAAUUUGGAGAAGAUAAUUUUCACCAUAAAAAUGUCCCUUAAUAAAAAAGCAUUACAUGCAUAAUCACAUUUGUGAAUGGUGUUUACGUGCUAAUGGAACAUUUGUGCUUAUAGCCUACUGCCAUGUGCGCAUUGCUGCGCUUAGAAUAGUUUAUCAACAUUUUAAGCUAAACGUUCUCAUCUGUUGCGUCAGACUCAUUUCUUAAAACAAGUUUUUUUAUUCUAGUGGUUGUAUUAACCACUAGCAUCUAUCGCAUCCCACAACUGUCCCAGACUAUGUUUGGUAUAUUUAUUUCUCGCACAGAAUAGAAUAGGUCAACUUUUGUACUAUGGGGGAUAGUAGAUUGGCAUUGGCUGACGAAAAGUAAAUGUGGACAGUUCUUCCAAUAUCUUCAAUAUGCGCCUCGGAAUUGGAUAAGGACGCGCGCAGUUGCGUCCCGGAUGUGUCUGUCUUCACUUGUAGCCUUUGAGAAAGACCCGAUCACGUGACGGAGAGCCAUAUGAGUGAGAGGUUCUUCUGCACGCAGCCGGAAGAAGAAAAUUAUAAUUAUUAUAUUCAGCCCAAGUGCACUCAGCCCACUGCCUAAUGGCAUAGCCUGAUCAGGGUCUAACAUUUACAUUUACCAGAGCGACUUACAAAUUGGUGCAUUCAACUUAUGAUAUCCAGUGGGACAACCACCUUUUUAUUUAUUUUAUUUUUAUGGGGGGGUGGGGGAGGGGGGGUAGAAUGAUUACUUUUAUACUAUUCCAGGUAUUCCUUAAAGAGGUAGGGUUUCAAGUGUCUCCGGAAGGUGGUCAGUGACUCCGCUGUCCUGGUGUCGUGGGGGAGCUUGUUCCACCAUUGGGGUGCCAGAGCAGCGAAUAGCUUUGACUGGGCUGAGCGGGAACUGUGCUUCCAUAGAGGUAGGGGGGCUAGCAGGCCAGAGGUGGAUGAACGUAGUGCCCUCGUUUGGGUGUAGGGUCUGAUCAGAGCCUGAAGGUAAGGAGGUGCCGCUCCCCUCACAGCUCCGUAGGCAAGCACCAUGGUGCAUAAGGACAACUCAGAGUAUGCUAUUCUGUUCUUCUGAAAUAGACUACAUUUUCUUCAUAUCAUGUUUCUUUAGACCUGUCUAAAAUAAAUAAUGGAUUUAUUAUACUUUUUUAAAUGUAGAUGUUCCAAAGGUCUGCAUCAGUGGCUUGUAGGCUGACAAAAUGUCAUGACCGCCACAGCCCUACCCACGGCUGAGUGUAACUCUAAAGCUUUUCACAUUUAAUACUGUAGGGGUCAUCUAAGGCCACUGAGUAACUACUACAGAGGCUGGUACAAUAGAAAUAACAUUCAUAGAACGGACAUCCCCAUUAAAGUCAAUGGGUGUUUUUCUAUGGCUGGUCCCACCUUUCUGAGAGGUCUGAUGUUGGCCCUGUGGCCUGUGUUGUACUCUAUAGGGCUGUGAACUGAAUGGCCUCAUCAGGGGUAAUGCAGUAGACUGUUGACUAUCUGAGAUGAGGUGAGGUGGGGGAGUAUAAAAGCCCGGAGAUGUGAUUAGAGCUUUUUAACAGUAUUGACCAGGCUGCUAUCGGACUCCCCCAGACGCCACAGGCUCAUUUUUCACCAGCCCACACGAUGGGACGGAUCCCAGAUCAGAUCAAAGGAUAUAAACAGAGAGAAGGUUCCUCGGAGACACAGACUAAUAAUCAGCCUUCUGUUUUUCUCAAGCUGGAGUUGUUUUGUCACUUAACUUUACAAGAAUAUGUUUAACAGAGCCAAUCAGGUGGUGUCUCACUGGAGUGGGUUGAGCUGCCCAGUGGUGCUGUAUGUGUCAGGGACAAAGAGUAUCAGAGGAAGCCAUUAAAAUCCAUCUUUCUAUAUGCAAAACAAAUCCAGGGCUUUUUGGGUGUACAAAUAAACACACACAUGGACCCCCCAAUGUUUUUGUCUCAAUCUCUGGUCCCGAGUGUAUGUUCACCUUCAUCUGCUCCUAUCCACUAUUUAGAAUCUGUCUGAGUGUUUUAAUGUGAUGCAGCUCCAGCCUCAGUGGGUUGCAGUAGCAGGUGUUUGCAGUCAGGGGACAGAGAGGGAACAGCUUGCUGUCUCGCUACACUUCCUCUCUGACAGCUCUCUCUGCCAUUGAGUUAAGUCUGUUUACAAAGUUGUAUAUGCAAAUAAAGUAUUUGAUUCCAUUGAAGACUGAGCAUCUCUCCUGGGUCUUUGGAGGAGACUGUCCACUGAGCUGAGAUUGUGGCUUGUUGUGUCUCAUUCACUCAAUGUGUAUGCUUUUAAAUACUGUACAUACUUAGCCCCUGACUUGUCUUACCUAGGAAUUAUAGAUGCACCGUAUGCCUGUAGCGCAUUUGAUGUUUUACUUUCAUAAUGACUAAGACUCAGUCUGCUCUAGACUUCUUCAUUUCACACUGAGUGAUGCAGCAGCUUCAUAUUCAGGAGCAUUGGUGCAUGUCUGUCUGUUGACAUGUAACUUAACGUAGCAGGCAUAAAAGAAACGCCCCAGUGGGGUCCCCACAUCCGGUUUUCAGGGUAAAAGGAAGCUAGGUUGACGAUACUGUAUCCAUGAAAACCGGAUGUUUCUGGUUUCCUCCAACCGUACUGAGGGUGGUUGAUAUGGGAGACAGGAGGAGGGAGUAGAAUACUGAGCAGGAUUCUGUCUCCUCCCCCUCUGGUAGAACCUGACAUAUGAGAUUAUCCUGACGCUGGGACAAGCAUUUGAGGUGGCCUAUCAGCUUGCUCUCCAGGCCCAGAGGACCAAACAGCCCCAGGGCAUCCCAGCAGGACCCGGGGCAGAGGUCAUCGAGACCAAAUCCAGCCGGCCCGUUCCCAAACCACGGGGCAGCGUAAGAAAGUUAGGGGUGAGUUUGUCACACACACACACAUUUAUAUUUUAUUCAUUUAGCAGAUGCUCUUAUCCAGAGCGACUUACAGGAGCAAUUAGGGUUAAGUGCCUUGCUCAAGGGCACAUCAACAUAUUUUUCACUUAGUCAGCUCGGGAUUCAAACCAGCGACCUUUCGGUAACUGGCCCCACGCUCUUAACCGCUAGGCCACCUGCCGACGCACGCACACACGAUUCUCUCAUUGGGAAUACAUUGUGAAAAUCUGCCAGUAGCAACACGCCAUUAGCAUUAAACCAUUAAGGGAUGGAUUGCUACUGAAUGAUAAUGUUACGAUCACACGGCUAGGACCAUUCAUUAGAAAUUACAAACAGAACGUGUGUUCACACACAAUCUCAUCCUGCCUUUAAUGGGAAUGGUGUGAUGUUUGCUUGGCAUGAAAACCACACAAAGACAAACACCUCAAAACCAACCUACCACACUGUCAUCAUGGCUGUGCUGAACAGUUAUGUACUGAUGUUAAUGUAGCGGAGGGGGGGUUGAUUCACCACAGCAUGGGCACAUCACUCAUCGCUCUCAUCGGUACACACACCUGAAAUCACACACACAUCUCUUGUUAGAAUCUGUCCCUACAUCCUGUUUCCCUCCGGUCUGUUUUUCUCCCUCCCACCUUCCCAUGAUUCUCUCUCUCUCUCUCUCUGUCUCUCUCUCUCUGUCUCUCUCUCUCUCUCUGUCUCUCUCUGUCUCUCGUUCUCUCUCUGCUCGUAUCUCUCCUCUGUUCUCUCUCUUCUCUGUCUUCUGCUCUCUCUCUGUCUAGCUCUGUCUCCUUUCCUCGCUGUCUCUGUCUCUCUCUCUGUCUCUCUACUCUGUCUCUCUCUGCUCUCUCUCUCUCUCUCUCUCUCUCUAUCUCUCUCUCUCUGUCUCGUCUCUGUCUCUAUCUCUAUCGCUGUCUCGUCUCUCUCUCGCUUGUUCUCUCUCUCUCGCUGUCUCUCUCUCCUCGAUGUCUAUCUCUCUUUCUAGCGGUCUCUCUCGAUGUGCUCUGUCUCUCUUCUCUCUCUUCUCGCUCUCUAAUCUCUUCUCUCUCUCUCUCUCUCUCUCUCUCUGUCUCUGUCUCUCUCUCUCUCGCUGUCUCUCUCUCUCUCGCUGUCUCUCUCUCUCUCGCUGUCUCUCUCGCUGUCUCUCUCUGUUGUCCAUUCACUUCCCCUGCGUCAAUGUCUCUCUGUAUGUGUCUCUGUCUCUCACUUCCUGGCUGUCCUGUCUGUCUCUCCCAGGACUCUCCUCCCCUGAUGGACUCCUGCUGUUACUGUCACACCUGCACCACCCACCGUCCCUCCCUCCUUCCUUCCUUCCGCUGCACCACUCUUUCCCUCUCUCCUCAUCCUUCUAUCAUCCACCCUUCCUACAUAAUUUUACGUGUUACUGCCUUGGCUUGAUCUAUCCCCCCAAUCACCUAUACAGUUCUCACAUGUUCUCUCCUCACCUUCGAUCCAUUCACAUUACUCAUUUAUCUCUCCUCUUCACACCUCAUUUUCUCUCUGUUUUUGUCUCAAUGGGGUUCCCAACCUGGAAUCAAAUUAUUAUUUUUUCUUUCAAAAUGUGAAAUUUUGAAACACCAUCAACUCUGUUGAUUACUGUGUUGUUCUUUACUAGACCCCUUGAUAGUUGUAAAACCUUUGGAAGCCCCCUAGUGGUAUGAACAUUCCAGGUUGGUAAACACACUUUUGAUUUGGUGAUGAUGAUGUGCUAUAGCUUUUCCCUCAGUGGUUCUUCUGUUCAUAUUUUCUUAAUCACACUUACUUAGUAUAAUGACUCACCAUGAUUUAUCUGAUUUCACAACGCUUUCAGAGAAAGGAAAUGAUGAUCUCAGAGUGACUAACGUAGCUCAGCACACCGAUUGCAUUUGUUGGCUCUCACCCUAAGUCUGACUUGUAUGCUGUCUCUGACCCCCCCUCUGUGUCCCUUACCCCUCCAGGUGGACCCGUUGGAGCUGGAGGUGGACUCCCAGUCCCAGGGCAGCGCCACGUGGCUGGUGGACCCCGUCCCCAAGGACUCCAAGAGGACCAUCAGCACUAAGUACGAGACCACCAUAUUCUGA